AUGACCACGGCGGGUGUUUUUGUGCUACUCUCCUUUGUGCUUUGCUGCUUCCCAGACGCUGCCUUUGGGGUUGAGGUGGACUGCAGUACGUACCCCAACACUACAAAUGAGGAAGGCAAAGAGGUGUUGGUCUGCGCCAAGAUCCUUAGCCCCAUCUGCGGUACUGAUGGAGUCACCUACAGUAAUGAGUGCCUGCUCUGUGCCCACAACAUAGAAAAUGGAACCAAUGUUGGCAAAGACCACGAUGGAAAAUGCAAGGAAGCUGUCCCUGUGGACUGCAGUAGGUAUCCCAACACAACAGACGAGGAAGGUAAAGUGGUGUUGCUCUGCAACAAAGAUGUCAGCCCCAUCUGUGGGACUGAUGGGGUCACCUACGACAACGAGUGCCUGCUGUGUGCCCAUAACCUGUGA
Messenger RNA from Nestor notabilis (Kea), 411 nucleotides. RefSeq names its product serine peptidase inhibitor, Kazal type 6 (gene SPINK6). The transcript has 5 exons. The coding region runs from base 1 to 411 and encodes 136 amino acids. Gene Ontology annotation, molecular function: protein binding. Lineage: Eukaryota; Metazoa; Chordata; Aves; Psittaciformes; Psittacidae. The record is from RefSeq and is a predicted model, not a curated record.